Molecule: messenger RNA, 908 nt
Organism: Bactrocera oleae (olive fruit fly)
Lineage: Eukaryota; Metazoa; Arthropoda; Insecta; Diptera; Tephritidae
Source: RefSeq, a predicted model, not a curated record
GGUCUGCCAACUUGACGCUAAAGUAAAGCAUUUCUUCCUUUCCUAAAAAAUCGUGUCUGUGUUAAAGACGUGUUUAAAUACUUUUCAAGUGUUUUAACAGGAUGUUAGUUCUCCCAAAAAAUCAUAAUUCUGUAUGUUAAAAUGCACGUGUGUUUCUGGUCAUAAAGUAGUACCAAAUGUCAAAUGCGGGCCACAUUUUGUGAGGUUAUGCUACUGUAGAUAAGUGAAUAAUAUACCUAAAAUUGUUAUAUUGACGGAUGAUUUCAUAUUUUAUAGAACAUCUACAAAAUGUCUGGUACUACCGCCACUAUUCGCACCCGCAAGUUCAUGACCAACCGGCUAUUAGCUCGUAAACAAAUGGUUUGCGACGUUCUGCAUCCCGGAUUGGCUUCAGUCAACAAAAAGGAUAUCCGCGAGAAAUUGGCUGCUAUGUACAAAGUAACUCCCGAUGUGUGCUUCGUAUUCGGUUUUCGUACUAAUUUCGGUGGUGGACGUUCAACUGGGUUUGCGCUUAUCUACGAUACUUUGGAUUAUGCCAAGAAAUUUGAACCUAAGUACCGUUUGGCUCGUCAUGGGCUUUUCGAACAGAAGAAACAGACCCGUAAACAACGUAAGGAACGCCGCAACAGAAUGAAAAAGGUGCGUGGUACUGCCAAAUCCAAGAUUGGAUCCGGCAAAAAGUAGAUAAUCCACGAAUGUAAAAAUUAGAGCAAAUGUUAAUAUUCUGCCAUUCUUAACUAUUUAUUGGUGUUUUGCAACAUUUUUAAAUUACAAAAUAAAAGUAAUAGAAUUUUUACUUUGAAGUGGAAUGUAAUAUCAGUUUAUAUUGGGAAUGGAAGAAAUGGAUUGCAUUUGCAUGGCAUUUGGCCAUUUUUUAUGCAUAAGUAAAUAAAUAUCAAUUAAAAGAA